Messenger RNA from Camelina sativa (false flax), 2201 nucleotides. NCBI's taxonomy places the organism in Eukaryota, Viridiplantae, Streptophyta, Magnoliopsida, Brassicales, Brassicaceae. The record is from RefSeq and is a predicted model, not a curated record.
AAAAAAAAAAAAAAAAAAAAAAAAAAAAGAAAAAAAAACGAAGGAAACCCAAUAAGCAGCGAUCGAAGCUUUAACUCAAGAAGAGCGAAAAGCUCAGACAUUCAAAUCCGACGGCAAUACGAGAAAGCCACAAAAGAGAAUCCAAGAUUUUUGGGUUCAUACAAUCGAAGACACAGACACGAACUAAGGAACCGAACAAGAUUCAUUUUAGUUUCGUGGAGUUGGCGAGAGUCUCGUUGCGCUGUUUUCUUCUUCUUCUUCUUGGAGAGAGAGUGGUAUGAUUUGGUGGCCUCAAAGCUAGGGUUUUUUGAAUACCGAAUCAGAAAGGUUGAAACUUUGAGGGCUUUUGUGUGAGUUGGUCUGUGGAUAUGUUCUUUAGGGUUUUAGUUCUGAGGGAGAUGAGAUUUGUUGCCUUUGCAUUGUAUGGAUUUGGGAAUUGCUAGUUCUGGGUCGUACAUAAAUCAGUUUGCAUUUGUUUGGUGUGAAGGACUAUAGAAUUUGAGAGAGUGCGUCUGUGCACUCUCCCCCCCACUGUACAUCUGGUUUUUGUUGUAGAAGAAGAAACAAAAAAAGUAAGUUUUGGUGAGAGUAAUUAUGCAACGGUCUCAAGAUACGAGGGUUGAUUUGGGUGAAUUGAAAGGGCAAAUUGUGAAGAAGAUUGGGGUUGAGAGAUCGAGAAGGUAUUUUUAUUAUCUAGGCAGGUUUCUAAGUCAGAAGCUUACUAAGAGUGAGUUUGAUAAGACAUGUUCAAGGUUGUUAGGGAGGGAGAAUCUUUCUCUACAUAACCAGUUGAUCCGUUCUGUCUUGAGAAAUGCGUCUGUUGCCAAGUCCCCACCACCAGAUCACGAAGCUGGUCAUUCGACUAAACCUUUGGCGAAUGCUUUUCAGAGUAGAAGAGAUGGUCCUGAAGAAAGUGGAUCUUUGAUACCUAACCAUAACCAGAAUGAAGGUGUAUGGUCCAAUGGCGUUUUGCCCAUCUCUCCACGGAAAGUUAGGUCGGGACUGCGUGACAUGAAGACCAGAGAUAGGCCUAGUCCACUAGGGUCAAACGGGAAGGUCGAACAUAUGUUGCAUCAGCCAAGUUGUAGAGAUGACAAUAGAGGUAGUAGUGUUGGUAUGGAAAACGGGGAUUUGAGUCAAUUUGAUUAUCAAAGAUCAGGCAGAUAUGGUGCUGAUGAAAGUUCAGCUAGCGUCGGUGGCUCUCGUAGAACGGUUCCUGUUUCGACCAGCGCUGACGUAAAUAGUUGUUAUGACAGUGAUGGAUUACCUGAUAUAGAGAUGCUAAAGAAAAGGAUGGAGAAUAUUGCAGUAGCACAGGGUCUUGAAGGGGUUUCAAUGGAGUGUGCUAAGACGUUGAAUAACAUGUUGGAUGUGUAUCUGAAGAAUCUGAUGAAAUCAUGCUUUGAUUUGGUUGGAGCCCGGUCCAAUAAUGGUGAUCCUGGGAAACAAACUAUAGACAAGCAGCAGUGUCAAAACAAGAUUGUAAAUGGUGUGUGGCCAAGUAACAGUUUGCAAAUACAAACUCCCAAUGGGCCUUCUGACGUAACACAAGAUCAUCAUUCUGUGUCUCUGCUUGAUUUUAGAACUGCCAUGGAGUUAAAUCCACAGCAGCUUGGCGAAAACUGGCCAAUCCUCCGAGAGAAAAUUUCCAUGCGGUCUUUCGAGGAACAAGACUUUGAGGUGUGAUGCAUGCAAGUUGAUGUUACAUAUUGUCUGAUUCAGCCUGCUCUUGUCCAAGAGGGGACAACUAAUUUUUGGAUGCAAAAAGAUUUACUGUGUAGUUCCACAAUGAACCAGAAAGAGAUGAAGUUAUGAGUUCUGAGCUGAAAAGCACAUCAUUAUGACUGCAGCAGCAAGUUAGUAGAUUAUUAAAAAUGGAACUAAUCUCAAAGAACCGUAUAAAGAUACGUGUUGUUGGUUGCCAUGUUGUAAGAUUAGCGGUAAUUGGCAAUCUCAAAGAGUUUCGAGCUUUGUGUGUAAACCCGAGGCAAAUAAGGGAAUUGGGGAGACAGUUUUGGCAGAGAUACUGUGCUUUCAAGUCGGUGCAAGGUACAAUGUCAAUCAUGUAAUAGCUGCAGUUUGCUCUGUAUGUAACCUAGUCUUUUAGCAUUGUUUAGAAUUCAUAUCUUAAUAACAAAUUUGACAUCCGUUUUUGUUUUCUCAUUUUAAUGGAAAUUUUCUCUCUUACGAAGUCCACAAUA